Molecule: messenger RNA, 1646 nt
Organism: Paramecium sonneborni
Lineage: Eukaryota; Ciliophora; Oligohymenophorea; Peniculida; Parameciidae
Source: the annotation of a GenBank genome assembly
AUGAAAUUAUACAAAUUUAGUACUUCACAUAUAGUAUUUGGAAAUAAAGCAAGAGAAAGAUUGUUAAAAGGAGUGAGUGAAGUAAAAAAAGCUGGUGUUCUUACUUUAGGUCCUUAAGGUAGGAAUGUAAUAAUAGAAAGUGAGACAGGAAAUCAUAGAAGUACAAAGGAUGGGGUGACAGUAGUGAAAAAUGUAAUGAUGAAUGAUAGGUUAUCAGAAAUGGGUGCAGCAAUGAUCAGAUAAAGUAGUAGUUAGACAAAUAAAUAUGCAGGAGAUGGUACUACUACUUCAGCAUUAAUUGCUGCAAAUAUAUUUGAAUUAGGAUAGAGUUAUGUAUCAGCUGGUCAUAAUCCGAUAUAUUUAACAAGAGGAUUAAAAGAGGCUAGGAAUAAAAUAUUAGAAUAUUUAGAGGAAAUUAAAACAACUGAAAUAGAUGAUUAAUUACUAUACAAUGUUGCUAAGGUUUCUAGUAAUUAUGAUGAAAAUCUAACAAAUAUUGUAUUUAAAGCAAUAAAAGAAAUAGGUAUUAAUGGAAUUGUAACUAUUGAACCUGGAGGCACUGAAUCUGUUAUAUAGAUUUAAUAAGGAAUAUAAAUACUAAGAGGAUUAAUGCAUGAAAAAUUUGCAGAUAAAGGAACAAAUAAAUGUAUUUUGCAUUAUCCAUUUAUUUUGACAUCAAAAGAACCUAUUCUAUAAAUUAAAUAGAUAUUACCAAUAUUAGAAUUGGUAAAGAAUACAAAUUCACCAUUAUUUAUUAUUGCAAGUGAUAUAAGUGAAGAAGUAAUGUCGUAAUUGUUAUACAAUCAUACUAAAGAUAUUCUUAAAGUAUGUGCCAUUACAAUACCUGGUAUGGGUUAAUCAUUUAGUAAUGAUUUGAUUGAUGAUUUUUCUAUUCUUUGUGAUUCUUAGUCUGUUGACAAUAUUUAGACAGUUAAAUAAUUAUCAUAAUUAGGAAGAGCAGUUAAAAUUGAAGUCACUAAUACUGAAACUAUGAUUAUUGGAACUUAACCUAAUGAAUAAGAAGUUGAAAAUAGAAAAUAUUUAAUUUAACAUUAACAGGAAAGUGCAAAGAAUUAUAAUGCAUAAACACUUAAAGAAAGAUUAACAAGAUUUGAUGGUAGAACAGCUAUUGUUUAUAUUGGCGGAAAGUCAGAGAUAGAAAUGCAUGAAAAUAGAGAUAAAUUGGUUGAUUCAUUGAAUGCAACAAAAUCUACUUUAAAAAAUGGAGUACUUCCAGGAGGAGGAACAGCUUUAUUACAUGCUUCUAAAUUAUUAGAUUAUUUAUCAAUUGAUGUUUAAUAUUAAUUAGGAGUUUAAUUAUUAUAAUAAACACUUAGAUCACCUAUUAAAUAGUUAUGUAGAAAUGCUGGAAUUAAUGAUGGACAAAUCAUUUAGGCUUUAUUAGAAGAAAGUGAUUACAAUAUUGGAUUUGAUUAAAGGAGAUGUAAAUAAAAUAUUUAAUUGAAUAAGCAUGCUUUGGUAAUAUGAUUGAUUUGGGAGUAAUUGAUAGUUUUUCUGUAGUAAAACAUUCAUUAUUGGAUGGAGUGAGUCUUGGUUCUAUGCUUCUAAGUACUGAAGCUGCCAUCGUUUUAGAUAAGACUUAUACUCCAACAGCAUUGAAUAAAUAUAAAAAAGAGGCAUUUUGA